AUGUCUCCUCUCAUGGCACAGUAUGGUUAUGAGGCCCCCAGCUUUGUUGAUUUGAUGUUUGGUGAUAGCAAAGCCCCUCAAGCUAGGGACGUGGUGCAACAGUGUCAGGAUAUUUUGAAGGCUUUGAAAAACAACCUCCAGAUUGCACAGAACCAGCAGAGGAUGUACGCUGAUCAGCAGCGUGUAGAGCGUUCAUUCGAGGUUGGAGACAUGGUCUAUCUUAGACUUCAAUCUUUCAGACAGUCUACUCUCAAGAAGGUUGGAGUAGAGAAACUGAAGCCACGUUUCUAUGGGCCAUUCAGAGUCAUCAUGAGAGUUGAUGUCGUGGCUUACAAGUUGGAGGUAUCAGCGAGUAGCAAGGUGCAUAAUGUUUUCCAUGUGUCACGCCUCAAGAAGGUGCUUGGACACAAUGUUGUGGUCUCUUCAGAUUUACCUCCCUUGGAUGAGGAAGGACAGUUGGUAUUUAUUCUGAAGGAGAUCAUUGAUUCACGAGAACACUCUUUGAGGAGAAGGACAAUCAAAGAGUAUUUGGUGAAGUGGAAGAGCUUACCUGUAGAGGAUGCUACUUGGGAGAAUGACAAGAAUUUGCAGCAUCCUAGCUUGUGGUUGCUUGAGGACAAGCAAUCUUGGGGAGGGCGGACUGUAAUAUCCCCUUCUCGGCGGUAA
Messenger RNA from Cryptomeria japonica (Japanese cedar), 666 nucleotides. RefSeq lists its product as uncharacterized. Lineage: Eukaryota; Viridiplantae; Streptophyta; Pinopsida; Cupressales; Cupressaceae. The coding region runs from base 1 to 666 and encodes 221 amino acids. The record is from RefSeq and is a predicted model, not a curated record. The transcript has a single exon.